Oryza brachyantha (malo sina) is the source of this 2166-nucleotide messenger RNA. RefSeq names its product probable L-type lectin-domain containing receptor kinase S.5. The transcript has 2 exons. NCBI's taxonomy places the organism in Eukaryota, Viridiplantae, Streptophyta, Magnoliopsida, Poales, Poaceae. Bases 1 to 2166 code for a protein of 721 amino acids. Gene Ontology annotation, biological process: protein phosphorylation. The record is from RefSeq and is a predicted model, not a curated record. Gene Ontology annotation, molecular function: carbohydrate binding; ATP binding; protein kinase activity. Gene Ontology annotation, cellular component: plasma membrane.
AUGGCCGCUCGUUUCCUCGUACUCCUCUUCUUGGCCACCUUGGUCCCCUCCUCCUCCACGUCCACCUCACUCGCCACCAACGCCACCGCCGCCGGCGGCGACAAUGCCACCACCUUCAGCUUCUCCAGCUUCCCCGUCGAUGUCCGGGGAGUCAACGUGACGGUGGUCGGCGACGCCGACGUCAACGGCGACGCGCUCCAGAUCACCCCCGACACGCUCAACGACGCCUCGCGCUACCUCACCAACAAGUCCGGCCGCGUCCUGUACGCCACCCCGUUCAGGCUCUGGCGCCGGGAGGGCGGCGGGGCGGCGAACGGCGCCGGCGGGAAGAAGGUCGCGUCGUUUAGCACCGUGUUCACCAUCAACGUGUUCCGGCCCAACGGCACGGUUCCCGGGGAGGGGUUCGCGUUCAUCAUCGCACCGUCGGCCGCCGCGCCGCCCGCCGGGAGCGCCGGCGGGUUCCUCGGCCUCACCAACGCCGCCACCGACGGCAAUGCCGCGAACCAGAUCGUCGCCGUGGAGCUCGACACCGAGAAGCAGCCGUAUGACCCGGACGACAACCACAUCGGGCUCGACGUGAACGGCGUCGUCUCCGUCGCCAACGCCUCGCUCGCGCCGCUGGGAAUCGAGAUCUCGCCGGUGAAGCCCGUCAAGUACGACGUCUGGAUCGACUACGACGGCGCCGCCCGCCGCAUGAAGGCGUACAUGGCGGUGACCGGCAAGCCGAAGCCCGCAUCGCCGGUGCUCGACGCGCCGCUCGACCUCGGCGCCACCGUGGCCGAACGGUCCUACUUCGGGUUCUCGGCGUCGACGGGGUUCAGGUACCAGCUCAACUGCGUCCUGGCGUGGAACAUGACGGUGGAGAAGCUCCCCAGCGACGGCGACCACGGCAAGAGCCUCACGCUAGCCCUAACCAUCGGGGUACCCGUCGGGGCGGUGGCGCUCGCCGCCGCCGCCGCCGCACUGGGGUACUGGCUCUGCGUUGUCAAGCGGCGGAAGGUCCACGGCGACGACCCGAGCGCCAUCACCGGCACGAUGAUCCGGAGCCUCGCCGGCGGCCCCCGCGAGUUCGACUACCGGGAGCUCAGGAAGGCGACGAACAACUUCGACGAGAGGAUGAAGCUGGGGCAGGGCGGGUACGGGGUGGUGUACCGCGGCGCGGUGGUCGGCGACCACACGAGCCCCGGCGGCGCCGGGAGCACGGUGGAGGUGGCGGUCAAGAAGUUCUCGCGGGCCAGCACGCAGGGGCAGAACGACUUCCUCGCCGAGCUCAGCAUCAUCAACCGCCUCCGCCACAAGCACCUCGUCCGCCUCGUCGGGUGGAGCCACGACAAUGGCGAGUUGCUGCUGGUGUACGAGUACAUGCCGAACGGGAGCCUGGACCAGCACCUGUUCGGCGCGGCGCCGGGGCGGCGGCUGCUGGAGUGGGACCUCCGGUACAGCAUCGUCGCCGGCGUGGCGUCGGCGCUGCACUACCUGCACGACGAGUACGACCAGAAGGUGGUGCACCGCGACCUCAAGGCCUCCAACGUCAUGCUCGACGCCGCCUUCAGCGCCCGCCUCGGCGACUUCGGCCUCGCCCGCGCCAUCGAGACGGACAAGACCUCGUACAUGGAGGAGGCCGGCGGCGGCGUCCACGGCACCGUCGGCUACAUCGCGCCGGAGUGCUUCCACACGGAGAAGGCCACGCGCAACUCCGACGUCUACGCCUUCGGCGCCGUCGUCCUCGAGGUGGUCUGCGGCCGCCGCCCGCGCUGCGACAUCGACGGCUUCAGCUUCCUCGUCGACUGGGUGUGGCGCCUCCACCGCGACGGCCGCGUCCUCGACGCCGUCGACCCGCGGCUCGCGGGCGCGUUCGACGCCGACGACGCCGAGCGGCUGCUCCUCCUCGGCCUCGCCUGCAGCCACCCGACCCCGGCCGAGCGCCCCAAGACGAUGGCCAUCACCCAGAUCCUGCUGCGCUCCACGCCGCCGCCGGAGGUGCCGCCGUUCAAGCCGGCGUUCGUGUGGCCGGCCAUCGACGGCGGCCUGGACACGAUGACGUCCACCGCGUCCAGCCACGUCAGCACGAACAUGACGUCGACGUCGACGUGGAGCGGUAACUUCGUGAGGGGGAGCCGGAGCCACGCGCCGCCGGAGCAAGACGCCUCCGACUCCGUGGUGUGA